Molecule: messenger RNA, 1676 nt
Organism: Ornithodoros turicata
Lineage: Eukaryota; Metazoa; Arthropoda; Arachnida; Ixodida; Argasidae
Product: lysosomal protective protein-like
Exons: 11
Coding region: 128-1531 (467 amino acids)
Biological process (GO): proteolysis
Molecular function (GO): serine-type carboxypeptidase activity
Source: RefSeq, a predicted model, not a curated record
CACACAGAGCUUUAUCAUAACGGUAUCUCGUGUAAUAAGGUUGCCUCGAGGAAUACCCCCAAGAAGACUUGCGGAGUCGGAAACGCUUAGACACUGGACAACGGCAGUUUUCUUCCAGGAACACAUCAUGAAGGUCCACCUCGUCGCGAUUGUAGCAUCGCUAUUAUUUUAUGACUGCUCAUGUAAGAGCAUAAAAGAUGACGAAGUUACCCAUCUACCCGGAUUGGAGGAGCAACCACCAUUCAGACAUUAUUCCGGAUAUCUGAAGGCAGGAUCCACACGCAAGCUACAUUAUUGGUUUGUUGAAAGUCAACGCAAUCCAGAAGCCGAUCCUGUCGUGCUAUGGCUGAACGGAGGACCAGGGUGCAGUUCCUUGGGCGGUAUGCUCACUGAACUGGGACCAUUCCGAAUCGACAAAAUGCGGCCUCUGCUGCACCUUAACCCCUUCAGCUGGAAUAAGGUGGCCAACGUGCUGUUCGUGGAGUCGCCGGCUGGAGUCGGAUUCUCGUACGACCCAUCAAAGCCGAUUGACUAUGGCUACCAAACAAGCGAUGAUCAGACAGCAGAUGACAAUUACCUGUCCAUCCUGGACUUCUUCCGCAAGUUCCCGAACUUCCUGGAAAACGAAUUGUACGUCACGGGUCAAAGCUACGCCGGCGUCUACGUACCAAUGCUUGUGCAACGCAUACUUGAUGGUGAUAAUGACAUCAAGUUAAAGGGAUACGCCAUUGGAAAUGGAUACCUUGACGCGGGCAAGCUCGCGCUUUCUGAACUCUACUUUGGCUACUAUCAUGGACUUUGGAGUUCACGUCUGUGGAGGAGCAUGAUACAGCACUGUUGCAAGGAAGACGCCUUCACAGAAGAGUGCAAUUUCUACAACAGCAUCAACAGCAGCACGUCAUGCUUGAUAGAUGUUAAUUUAGCGCGACGGAACAUGAUCGGACUGAACCCCUACAACAUUUAUGCGCCUUGUGAACACAUCGUCUCGGAUCCUAAAAUAGCGUAUGUACACGACGUCCGGAAUCUGUACAUGCGGUAUGUCAGUCACCUAAACGAGGGACUGAAACUCGAAGACCGCACUGCGCCGGCUUGUAUCAGCGACGGACCUCUCACUGAAUACCUCAACAGGGAGGAUGUGAAAGCGGCCCUUCAUGUUGAGGACUCGCCUCUCAGAUGGGUCUUUUGCAGCAGUGACGUUUAUUUCAACUACGCAAGACAAUACAACACCAUGAGCGAAGUCGUGAAGAGGCUUGUGGACACAGGACGGUUGAGGGCGCUGAUCUACAAUGGCGAUUACGACUUGGUUUGUAGCUACCUUGGUGACCAGUGGUUUGUUGACUCGCUGGGGUACGAGGCUACGUCCGGUUAUAACCCGUGGCUAGUAGACGGACAAGUGGCUGGAUACUACAGAACCCACCAGGGGAACUUGACUUUUCUGACGGUUAAAGGUGCUGGUCAUAUGGUACCAGAGGACAAACCGCAAGAAGCCCUGCAGAUGAUCACACGCUUUCUGAAGAACGAGCCACUUUGAGCAUACCAAUGACCUGGUCUAGCCUGAACCUCUCCACACAAGAAAACCGACGGGAAUGCAACCCAUUACUUCAACAGCCGUAUAACUUCAGCCUGCUUUGUACGGGCACCGUCCACCCUUACCUACGAUCGUGUUCUCUGUGUGG